GCACGCCUCCAUGUCUGGUGCUAGCAGGAGGUGGUCCUCAUUCCCACAGGCCAGCUCUCCCUUGACCGCCACUGUUGGGGGUUUGGUGGACCCAUGGCAUUUGCUGGCGUGGGCUGAGCCCCCCGCUUGAAAUGGCCGCGUCCUCGUCCCCGCUGGCCCUCGAUGGCCUGGAUAUGGUGUACAUUGUGGUGGAGCUGGUGAUUGCCGUGCUGGCCAUCGCGGGCAACGUCCUCGUGUGCUGGGCAGUGGCGAUCAACAGCACCCUGAAGAACGCCACCAACUACUUCCUGGUCUCCCUGGCGGUGGCCGACAUCGCCGUGGGGCUCCUCGCCAUCCCCUUCGCCAUCACCAUCAGUAUCGGCCUGCGGAUCAACUUCCAUUCCUGCCUCUUCCUGGCCAGCUUUGUCCUGGUCCUCACCCAGAGCUCCAUCUUCAGCUUACUGGCCGUGGCUGUGGACCGGUACUUGGCGAUCAAGAUCCCACUUAGAUACAAGAGCAUCGUGACGGGGAAACGGGCCCGGGUCCUCAUUGCCGUGCUCUGGAUCCUCUCCUUCGGCAUCGGGCUCACCCCGCUGAUGGGCUGGAACCACGGGGAGAACGCCACCACCUGCGCCGAGAACUUCACGACCUUUGCCAACGGGAGCCCCGUGGAGGCGGCUCGGCACAGGCCCUGCCAGGUGAGAUGCCUCUUUGAGGAAGUGGUGACCAUGAGCUACAUGGUCUACUUCAACUUCUUCGGCUGCGUCCUGCUCCCGCUGCUCAUCAUGCUGGGCAUCUACGCCAAGAUCUUCCUGGUGGCCUGCAAGCAGCUGCGGCAGAUGGAGCUGAUGGGCAACUCCCGCACGACGCUGCAGAAGGAGGUCAACGCCGCCAAGUCUCUGGCCAUCAUCGUGGGCCUCUUUGCCCUCUGCUGGCUGCCCCUCCACAUCCUGAACUGCCUGACCCUCUUCCACCCGGAGCUGGUCAAGCCCACCGAGAUCAUGAACCUAGCCAUUGUCCUCUCCCACGCCAACUCGGUCGUCAACCCCAUCAUCUACGCCUACCGCAUCCAGGACUUCCGCUUCACCUUCCGGAAGAUUCUCUGGCGGUACGUCCUCUGCAAGGCCGACGACUUCCCCAAGGGCGCUAAAGGAGGCGGCGGCGGCGGCAGCAACCGCGACCUGGUGGUCGCCAGCAUCAUCACGUCGCCGACCUGCAUUUGAGGACUACCUCGUUUUUGGAGGUCCUGGCAGAAAUGUGUGACCCUCGAAACUCCGGGAGGAGUCCGUGACGACAACUGACCGCUAUUGGGCUGUGUUUGUACUGCCGCAGUUCGAAUCUGCGGCCCUUAAUAUGCAUAUCUAUUCCUGCUGUCAGCAGGGGGUGAGAAUGGAUGGCCUCUGGAUGGCCCCUUGUCUCUAACUCUUAAAACAGUGAUGAUUCAUUUUGUGGUUUUAGCUGUGUUUGGUUAUUUUAUUUUUUAAGUUGUGCCUCUGAGAGGAGGAAUCCUACCAUCAACCUUACAUGCUGUCUAAGUCCCUAACGGAUGAAACUUUAGGGGGGUGGGUGAGAGAGAGGGGAUGAGAUUUAUAUUUCCUCCCGAAAGAGAGAGAAAAGAAAAUCACGUCGAAUUCUUGCCUCUGGAACAAGGGCCGGUUUCCCCAACCAUGCUACUCUCGCGCUUUCUUGUGCUGAGGUCGUUUUUUCCCCAUUGUUCAAAGAUAACUUUUUAAAAAUAUAUACGUGAUGGAUUUGUUGUUUUGACUAAGAAUGUUGCGUGUUUGUGUCUGUCUCUCUCUCUCUCGU
Lacerta agilis (Sand lizard) is the source of this 1785-nucleotide messenger RNA. It is a transcript of the gene ADORA2B, whose product is annotated as adenosine A2b receptor. Gene Ontology annotation, cellular component: membrane. The transcript has 2 exons. Bases 132 to 1202 code for a protein of 356 amino acids. NCBI's taxonomy places the organism in Eukaryota, Metazoa, Chordata, Lepidosauria, Squamata, Lacertidae. Gene Ontology annotation, molecular function: G protein-coupled adenosine receptor activity. The record is from RefSeq and is a predicted model, not a curated record. Gene Ontology annotation, biological process: G protein-coupled adenosine receptor signaling pathway; vasodilation; adenylate cyclase-activating G protein-coupled receptor signaling pathway.